GCCAUCGCCAAUUCGUCGCCGCUGUGACGCAGAAUUUGUGUAAAACCUUGUAAAGUCUGUGUUUUUUCGCGUUCUUAACUUGGCUUAUUGCGGUAAAGAGUGGAUAACAAGUGGCGCUAAACCAGUGUCCACACAAUUUACGCCGAGAGCAGCAAGUAAACAAACGCUGCCGAUGCGCGAGAUGGCGGACCUGGACGCAGUGCACCUGGGACUGGACGAAAACGAGGCGGACAUCGCCGAGGAGCUGCAAGACUUUGAGUUCAACACAAGAAGCGAGGCCUCUGAAUCAAACGCCGGGGACUCCUCGGACUCCGAGCCGAGUAUCAGCUCGGUGAGCACGGCCACAUCAUCGCUGGUGGGCAGUGGCAAACGGAAGAGUAAGAAGGCGGCCAAGGAAAGCCCACAGCCCACGGUUGAGGCGAAGUCUUCCAAGGGCUCGUCCAAAAACAAGGCCAAGAGGGAGCUGACUCCUGAGGAACUUAACGGGGGAAAGAAAAAGAAGCGCACGGCCAGUGAGUCCAAGAAGACGUCCAUUUCAGAGUCCUCCGAGAAAGUCAAGGACAAAUCCCCGCAAACCGAGGAGCGUCAGCCGCCCGCCAAGAAGCCGCGCAGCAAGAAACCCUCCAACGCGAACGAUUCCGGCGGUCACAAGAGCGACGUCAGCGAGGCAGAGGACGAGAAGCCGGCUCUUCCGGCUCUAGAGUCUGACAGCGAGUCCUCCGAUUCGGACUCAGGCACCCAACACAAGCGAAACGGGGGCAACGGAGGUGGCAAUGGCAGGGGUAAACCCAGUUCAAAGAGCUCAACGCCGGAGAAGGAUUCCAAUGGCGGCGGAGGGUCGCAGUCACAUUCACAGAAGGGCUACGACUACAUGACAAAGCUGAACUAUCUGUUUCGGGACACGCGCUUCUUCCUCAUCAAGUCCAACAACAGCGACAACGUCCAGCUGUCCAAGAACAAGAGCGUUUGGGCCACCCUGCCGCAGAACGACGCCAAUCUUAAUCAGGCUUUUAAGGAGGCCAGGAACGUGCUGCUCAUCUUCUCGGUCAACGAGAGCGGUAAAUUUGCAGGCUUUGCCCGAAUGGCGGCUCCCUCCCGGCGGGACAUUCCCCAGGUGGCCUGGGUCCUGCCGCCCAGUAUUUCGCCCAAGGCGCUGGGCGGCGUUAUUGAGCUGGACUGGAUCUGCCGCAAGGAGCUCUCCUUCAACGCCACCCUGCACCUGCACAACACCUGGAACGAGGGCAAGCCGGUCAAGAUCGGUCGCGACGGCCAGGAGAUCGAGCCCAAGAUCGGUGGCGAGCUGUGCAGGCUCUUUCCGGAGGACGAGCAGAUCGAACUGACCCCAAUACUCAAGAAAUCCAAGGAGACGGCCCGCGUGAUGCGGGAGAAAGGCAUCCACGUGAUCUACAAGCCGCCGAGGAGUCUCUCAUCGCGUGGCCACGGCGGAGGAGGCGGUCGUGGCGGCGGCAGGGGUUCAGGCCACGACCAGCUGGGUCCGAUGCGCCACAAACGGAGCUACCACGGCCCGCCGCACCACCGCCCGUACCGUCAUCACCACGGCAUGGGCCUUCCGCCAGGCGGUGGCUUCAAGCGCAGCGGCUCACCCUACCGUCAAAUGGCCAGUGGAGCAGGAGCUCCGCCCGGCGGACCUGGCGACAUGGCCAUGCCGCUGUGGGAGCGCUACAUGUCCUCGGCUGCAGCGGCCGAGGCCUAUGUCGCGGACUACAUGCGCAACAUGCACGGCCAACUGCCGCCGUUGCCCUUCGUUCCUCCGUUCGCCCAGCUGCCGAUGCCAGGAGCUGGCGCGGGAGCUGCGGGGGCCCUGCCCCCGGGAGCAGCGGCCGCCAUGUACGAGCAACUGCCGCCACCGGUGCGGUACUACGACGGACCGGGAGCACCGCCCCUGCCGGACUACCCGCCUCCCCAGCGGCCACCGCCACCGGGCUUUGACAAGGCGCCGAGCUACGAAGAGUUCGCCGCGUGGAAAAACGCCGGCCUGCCCACAGUGCCGCCGCCGGGCUUCCCCGUCUACGGGGGAUCGGCCAACGGCGGCAGCAAUGGGGCUGGCGGGACGGCUGGAGCGCAGGCGUCAUCGGGCGGCGGCAGCAUGGGCGCCGGAGGAGUCGGAGGAUCCGGUGGCGGCAUGGGCGGACCCGGCGGCUAUCGGAAUCGGGACGGCAACAACGGCUCCGCGGGCGCUCGUCGGCGGGAGUAUGGCAAUCGCAGCGGCGGAUCUUCGCGGGAUUCGCGACCGUUUCGCGAGCGUGGUGGCGGCGGCGGCCAGCGAAGCUAUCGGGACAACAGGCGCUAGGGUCGAGAUCGUGCUGCUGGCCCCGCUAGAAUCGGAAAGUGUAAUCCUAAUCCUAUCGCGUGUGAAAUGCAAUGAUAAAUGCUGAAUGCGUUACGGUAUAAGCAAAAAGUUAAUACGAUAAAUCCAAACCGCAAACCGUAGACCUAUGAAAGCCGGCUAUCGUCUAAAGUCGAUACAACUCUCUUUCCCCUUUCUCUCUGUCCCGCUCACCAAAACACCCCCACCACCCACACUAUGAUUUAAACAAACUUACGACUUAAGCAAAUUUCAAAACAACAGAGAUCUUAAUGCUAAUUAAAUAUUUUAAACCACAAAAAAAAAUACAAAAUGAAAGAGAGAAAAUGUGAACUUUAUUUACCCGAAAGCGAAAAUAUAUAAAGAGCGAGAGAAAGAGACUUUAAAGAGACGCCCAACAACAACAACCACAACCAACAACAACACCAUGAACGAACUUAAGUUAACAUGAGAGCAGUGAUCAAUCAGUGAUGUGUGUAUCGUGUGUGCCAAACCCCACAAGUCCCAUUCUCAUCAAACCAUCCCAAGCCCAUAAAGUUCCGAAAACGAGAGUUGGACUCAGCAAAAGCAGCCCCAAAACAAAAAGGGGACCUCUGCCCCACAAAGACCUUCAAGGACCUAAGCGGAGCCCAGCUCCGAGUGGGGACUAUAAGUUAUAAUCACUGCUACCUAACUUCAAAGACGAGGGUCCAGUCGUUUCGAUCCGAUCCAAGCUUCCUUAUACGUAGUAUAAAACUAAUGCAAUCAUUUUUAACACUUACAUGUCUUGCCGACAGAAGACCGUAUGUAUUCCAGAAACAGACACACAUCCGCCUACACUUUGGCCCGGAGACGAAAUCGCUCCGGGUCCCUUUGGCCCCAUAGAAAUCCGAACCGUAGCAAUCCGAACUGUUUGACCCACUGGAUGGUCACCGAUUCCCCAUCGAAUCCACUCAAUGACUGCCACAUUUUCACGCUUUACGAGAGCAUUGACCGCCCGACAAACACCCAAACACAUUCCCGGACGGACCUAGGGAGUUUGCUCUGUUUCUUUGCAGUAUCUGGACCCACCGGAUGGAAAAGUACUAACCACAUUGCGGAAAAGAAAGUGGAGAGAGACAUGCUGAAAGACUGAUGCCUAAUAAAGAAUCCAGCUGGUUACAAAAUUUA
This is a messenger RNA of Drosophila ficusphila, 3475 nucleotides long. RefSeq names its product YTH domain-containing protein 1 (gene Ythdc1). The transcript is spliced from 3 exons. Bases 173 to 2311 code for a protein of 712 amino acids. NCBI's taxonomy places the organism in Eukaryota, Metazoa, Arthropoda, Insecta, Diptera, Drosophilidae. Gene Ontology annotation, molecular function: mRNA binding; N6-methyladenosine-containing RNA reader activity. Gene Ontology annotation, cellular component: nucleoplasm. Gene Ontology annotation, biological process: regulation of alternative mRNA splicing, via spliceosome; mRNA splicing, via spliceosome. The record is from RefSeq and is a predicted model, not a curated record.